Molecule: messenger RNA, 450 nt
Organism: Paramecium sonneborni
Lineage: Eukaryota; Ciliophora; Oligohymenophorea; Peniculida; Parameciidae
Source: the annotation of a GenBank genome assembly
AUGAUAUGUCUUUCAGAAAGGCAAUUAUAGAAAAUCACUAUUCAUGAAAAUAAACCAUUCAUUUAACUCCCUUUAAUAUCCAAAUCUAAUGAAACGCUUGUAUUCAUUCUUUAAAUUUAAAUUUAAGAGAUAAAACAAUUUAGCAUUGUUAUCUGAAAGAAAUAAAAAAUAACCUAUAAUUCAAUCUCCAGAAAAAGAUGCAUAUUAUCUCAAAUUACCUAAAAUACAUCAAAAGACUCCAGAAAAAACAGACAAUCAUUCCAAAUUAACAUUAUCUCAGGUAUAAACAUUAAAAAUGUACAUUAUUAACUUAUUUUGAGCAUUCAACAUGAUCAAUCAUUAGAUAAUUUAAAAAAAUAUAAUAAAUAAUUAAAAGAUAUUCAACAAAGACAUAAUCGAUUUCUUAACAAAAUUGAAGAGUUAUAUAUGAUUACCAAAUAACAAUACUGA